AUGUCUCUAGCAGCUCAGGGAAAGCAGUUUCAGGAAAUGAGCCGACCACAACUUCAUUUACCAGAACCACUCACGCCGCCGCUCAAAUACAACGCCGUUCAGCCCGGACUGUUCAGAGGGGCAUAUCCUCGUCCAAUCAACUAUCGCUUUCUGGCCAGUCUGGGACUGCGAACGAUCGUGUCUCUAACCCCGGAGCCUAUUUCUGAGACAACUGAUGCUAAGCUAUUUGCAUUUUGCGAGGAACACGGAGUGCAGCGAAUCCAUAUCGAAUGUUCCUCGGGUGGAUCCAAGAAGGGCAAGAAGAGAGCAAUAGCUAUCGACUAUGCUGCAAUCUGCAAGGCAAUUGAGAUUGUCAUAGAUCGCGAUAACGAGCCAGUAUAUGUGCACUGUAUAAAUGGUGGGCAGAUCACAUCUCUGUUCGUGGCGUGCCUUCGAAAGCUAUCGUUCUGGUCCUCGAUAGCUAUCUUCAACGAGUUCAUCAACUACUCGGUCACCAUUAACCACAACGAUAGAGUUUUCAUUGAGAAUUUUGAGGCUUCUAUUAGGUUACCGAAGAAUCGGGUUGAUUGGGUUUGGAAUGGAUUGAGCCAGGGUGUGAUAGACAACCACCCGACGUUGAAGUUCUACGACUACGAUGAGUGA
This is a messenger RNA of Kuraishia capsulata CBS 1993, 642 nucleotides long. RefSeq lists its product as uncharacterized. The record is from RefSeq and is a predicted model, not a curated record. Gene Ontology annotation, molecular function: phosphatase activity. Bases 1 to 642 code for a protein of 213 amino acids. NCBI's taxonomy places the organism in Eukaryota, Fungi, Ascomycota, Pichiomycetes, Pichiales, Pichiaceae. The transcript has a single exon.